This is a messenger RNA of Daphnia pulicaria, 1069 nucleotides long. RefSeq lists its product as uncharacterized. The transcript has 3 exons. NCBI's taxonomy places the organism in Eukaryota, Metazoa, Arthropoda, Branchiopoda, Diplostraca, Daphniidae. The coding region runs from base 35 to 988 and encodes 317 amino acids. Gene Ontology annotation, molecular function: protein binding. The record is from RefSeq and is a predicted model, not a curated record.
ACAGGAUUCAUUCGAAAACUUUGCAAAGAAGAAAAUGGCUCGUCGUCAACUUUCCGCUGCCACUUUGAUCCAAUGUGCCAUUUUAUUGGUAUUGGUUUGGUCAAAGGGGACUGCUGCCAUUUCCUUGGAAGAGAAAUUGCAGCAGUUAGAAGAGAAACUAGAGUCAAAAUUGGCUCUAGUUGAAGCCGAAAACGUUCACCUGACCGGAAAAGUAACACAACUGGAACUCCAACUACAACAGCAAGAUGAAAUCAAAGAAACUUUGGCAUCCAAAGUGGAUCAACUAGAAUCGCUUUUGACUACUCUGCAAAAGAAUAACCAGCGACCAACCGUAUUAUCCGAGUGGAAAGAUGAUCAAUCAGCAGUGGUGACCUCCGAUGGAAUGCCAACAUCGUGCAGGGAUCUGAGGAUACUCGGGCACCUCUGGAGUGGAAUUUAUUCGGUCAUGGGCAAUCAUUCGGUGGAGACUGUUUACUGUGACUUCACCAAAGUCCUUGAUGACCCAGGGUUCGAAAAAUGGAUUGGCUACACCGACGUCAAAUCAGCACGCACGUAUUUUUACGUCCAGAGAGAGACUGAUUUCAAAGUCCUCAACACUCCGAUUCCAUUUGAGAUAGAAAGACUCAACGUAGGAAUGGCCAUGGAUUUAACUUCGGGAAUCUUCACGGCACCUCGUACGGGAACUUAUUUCUUUUCCUUCACGGGAAUGGGACAUUUCAUCACCUCGUCGGCAACGAGAGUUUACGUGUACGUGGGUCUGUUUUUAAACGGCGAUAAAAUCGGAUCGGGUCUGGUCGACGAAGCCAACACCGUCAGUUAUCAAAACAGUCCGUUGAUGAUCCAAUCGACGCUCAAUUUGAAGGAAGGUGAUCAAGUGUGGACGGCGAUAACGACUGUCACAACAGGCAUGUAUUUGCACGACAGCACUAAUCACUACACCCAUUUCAGUGGGUGGAUGUUAGAUGAAGACAUCUACCAGUCGCUUUAAAUUACCCAACAAACGCAAAGACGAAUGUUUUUAACCACAAGUAGAGAAAUAUUAGAGAAAUAUACUGCAAUGAUAAAAUGA